AUGAGGAUGUGAUAUGAGGAAAACCAGUUUUGCUUUGAAAGUAAUAAUAGAGAAGAUAUUCACUUCUUCUCAAUCAGCACGCUGCUUUUAAAGGCAGAUUUUACUCUGGAGUCAAAUAUUGUGGAAAAAUACCAUUAUAACUUAAACUGAUGGGUAUUCAGUAGCUGAAGUAAAAUAAUGAUUAAAGUGGCAGCAAAUUAUACGAGCUGCUCAAGCUGAGAAGAAAUAAUAUAA
Molecule: messenger RNA, 234 nt
Organism: Blepharisma stoltei
Lineage: Eukaryota; Ciliophora; Heterotrichea; Heterotrichida; Blepharismidae
Source: the annotation of a GenBank genome assembly